AUGUGCAGGCCCCGCCCGGCGCCAGAGUCCGGGCUCGGGUCACGGCAGCAUGCCCGGGCCGCUGCGGGCCGCAAAAACCGUUCCGCUCGGAGGGGAGAAGAGCCGCAGGCCGAAGCUAGGCCUCGCAGGGGGCAGCGGCCGCCUCCUCGCGUUCGGCCUCGUCCACUCGGCCCGCGGAGAGCGCGGGGGGCGCUGGGAGCUGCAGCCACGCAUGCGCCGCCUGCCACCAAGCGCCGCGGGGCCCGCGCGAGGCGUCCUCGCGGGCGAGGGGCUGGGGGAGGGGGCCCGUGUGGAGGGCUCUCGCGAGAGCGCGCUGCGCGGCGACUGGGCGCCGAGGGCCCUCCCGGAGCGGAGGGACACAGAGGGACUCUAGGGCACCUGCCAUCGCGAACAGUAUGGGAGCGGGAGGCGAGUGCCGCUUCAGGCGGAGAAUCCAGGCGGUGGCGGGACCUCCCUGAGGCGGAGUUGCCGCCCCCGAGGCCUGGCUGCCGGGGAAGAAGAGCACGGGAGCGCGGACUCGUGUUGCUGGCGGAGGGACACGGAGUUGCGGCGGAGGGAUUUGGGCCGUGUUCCUCGACCAGGGCAGCGGUCGGGGCUGGAGUGGGUCACCAGACUCCGUGGGACUUUCUUGCUCUGGCGGAGGCGCACGUGUGGCCAUUCCCUUUGCCUGCGGAGGGAUCUGUGCGUGGCUCCAGGUCUUUCCUGGCGCUGUCCCAGCUCAGUGCUUUCUUGUUGCCCCUGGCGUUGGGGAGGUGGAUGUGGUCGAGCUUGAGGAGAAGGGGGCAGAGGGGUCUCGGAGCCAGCGUUACGCCACCCAGGCCCGAGCUUGCUCCCUCAUGGUGCUGCCCCUGUCCCCGAUUUCAUAGACCGGCUUUCCCUCUCGAGCACCUACUAUAUGCCAGGCUGCGCUUUGCGCGCUUGGCAGAGGCAACAGUGUCACCAGGGGGUGCUGGUUUCUCCCCAAGGGGCUUUUGUCUGUCCCUUGUUGCAGAGCUAGCGCAUGAGACCAAGUGUGAGUGUCAGGCCGUUCAGCCUUCAGUGGCCAUGGAAUUGGAGAAGUGGAAGCGUAGCUCGCAAGUCAAGCUCUCAGCUCUUGAAAACUGAGAAGUUACAGGUAAUAGGGAGUGUUGACGAAAAGUAAAACUGAAAUAUUUGAAGAGAUUUAUUCUGGACUAAAUACGAGUCACCGUGGCCCGUGACACAGCCCUCAGGAGGGCUUGAGAACAUGUGUCAAAGGUGGUCGGGGUGCAGCUUGUUUUUGUACGUUUUAGGGAGGCAUGAGACAUCAAUCAAAUACAUUAAAGAAAUACAUGGGUUUGGUCCAGGAAGGCAGGACAACUCAAAGGGGUGGGGGUCGGGGUGGGGGCUUCCAGGCUAUAGGUAAAUUUAAACAUUUUGUACUUGACAAUUGGUUGAGUUUGUCUAAAGACCUGGGAUUGGUAGAAAGGAAAUGUACAGGUUAAGAUAAAAGUGGAGACCAAAGUUCUUUUGAAGUCUUAUGGUGGCUGCCUUUAGAGAUAAUAGAUGACAAAUGUUUCCUAUUCAGAUCUUCAAAAGGUGUUAGACUUUUAGUUAAUCUGUUUAGGAUUGGGAAGGCCUGGAAAAAAAAGAUCUAGCUAUGUUAAUAGAUGUUCUUUACAGAGGCACAUUUUCCCCCACAAAGGAUAGGUAUUGGGGGAAAAUGCUGUCCUUUAUGGAAGAAAUUGCAAAAUAGGGCAAAGAAACAUGUUUUGGGGUAAAAUAUUUUGACUUUCUUCUUUGUCACAUAAUGUUAUGCCAGAGUCAGAUUGGAAAGUAAGUCAUCAUAUAUAGGGUUAAAUAAAGCCCAUCUGAUGAAUAUUUAUGGUUUGUAGGGCAUGACUCCCCAGAUCCCUUAGAUAGGAAUUUGGGCAGGAUUUAGAAAAUCAGAGUUUAGGCUGGGCGUGGUGGCUCACUCCUGUAAUCCCAGCAUUUUGGGAGGCCAAGGCAGGUGGAUCACUUGAGGUGAGAAGUUCAAGACCAGCCUGGCCAACAUGGUGAAACCCCGUCUCUACUAAAAAUACAAAAAUUAACUGGGCAUGAUGGUACACACCUGUGAUUCCAGCUGCUCGGGAGGCUGAGGUGUGAGAAUUGCCUGAACCCGGGAGGCAGAGGUUGCAGUGAGCCGAGAUAGUGCCACCACACUCCAGCUUGGGUGACAAA
Messenger RNA from Mandrillus leucophaeus (drill), 2181 nucleotides. RefSeq lists its product as uncharacterized. Lineage: Eukaryota; Metazoa; Chordata; Mammalia; Primates; Cercopithecidae. The coding region runs from base 1 to 1104 and encodes 367 amino acids. The transcript is spliced from 2 exons. The record is from RefSeq and is a predicted model, not a curated record.